AUGGGCUCGGUGUCUAACCAGCAGUUUGCAGGUGGCUGCGCCAAGGCAGCGGAGAAGGCGCCCGAGGAGGCGCCGGCUGACGCGGCCCGAGCGGCAGACGAGCCGCAGCUGCUGCACGGGGCCGGCAUCUGUAAGUGGUUCAACGUGCGCAUGGGGUUCGGCUUCCUGUCCAUGACCGCCCGCGCCGGGGUCGCGCUCGACCCCCCGGUGGACGUCUUUGUGCACCAGAGCAAACUGCACAUGGAAGGUUUCCGAAGCCUCAAGGAGGGCGAGGCGGUGGAGUUCACCUUUAAGAAAUCUGCCAAGGGUCUGGAAUCCAUCCGCGUCACUGGCCCCGGUGGUGUGUUCUGUAUUGGGAGUGAGCGGAGGCCAAAGGGGCGGAGCGUGCAGAAGCGAAGGUCCAAAGGAGACAGGUGCUACAACUGUGGUGGGCUAGACCAUCAUGCCAAGGAAUGCAAGCUGCCACCCCAGCCCAAGAAGUGCCACUUUUGCCAAAGCAUCAACCAUAUGGUAGCCUCGUGUCCACUGAAGGCCCAGCAGGGCCCCAGUUCUCAGGGAAAGCCUGCCUACUUCCGGGAGGAAGAGGAAGAGAUCCAGAGCCCUGCCCUGCUCCCAGAAGCCCAGAAUUGAGGCCCAGGAAUCGGGUUAUUCUUUGGCUAAUGGGGAGUUUCAGGGAGGAGGCAUCAAUCUGCAGAGUGGAGAAAGUGGGGAUAAGGGGGGGGUUGCGCGGGUAGCUUGCACUGCCGUGUCUCAGGCCGGGGUUCCCAGUGUCACCCUGUCUUUCCUUGGAGGGAGGGAAAGGGUGAGGCAAAGGAACUCCUACCAUGCUCUAUCUCAAAGCAAGUGAAGGCUUUUGUGGGGGAGCCACCCUAGAACCUGCAUGCUUUAUCUGAGGCUUGGCCAAGUGACUGGGAUAGAGAAGUUCUUCUUUUGUAGAAGGCUGUGUGAUAUUUCCCCGUGCCAGACAGGAUGGGAAACAAGUGUCAAACCAAGAUUCAUGACCCUCCAAGCUACUGUGUUCUGCGGAAGGGACUCUCAGGAGCAAGGCGAGGCUAUUUUCACACCGUGCUUACUCAUAACCCAGUCCUGCGACGCUGUGCUGGGAACGGUGUCUAGCAACAGGUUGUGAUGACAGGAAAAGAGGGUGGUUGGGGGAACAACUGCAGACCACCUGCUCCCACCCCACUCCCAGCCCUCUCUGGGCCAAUGGGAUUUUAAUUUAUUUGCUCCCCUGGGUAACUGCACCUUGGGUCCCACUUUCUCCAGGAUGCCAACUGCACUAUCUACGUGCGAAUGACGUAUCUUGUGCGUUUUGUUUUGUUUUUUUUUUCUUAAUAUAAAUAUUGGGUUUGUAUUUUUGUAUAUUUUAAUCUUAAGGCCCUCAUUCCUGCACUGUGUUCUCAGGUACAUGAGCAAUCUCAGGGAUAAGUCCGUAGCAGCUCCAGGUCUGCACAGCAGGAAUACUUUUUUUGUUUUGUUUUGAUCACCAUGGAGACCAACCGUUUGGAGUGCACAGCCUGUCAAACUACCUCAUUAUUGCCGAUUACAGCUGGCUUUUCUGCCAUAGCAUCCUUGAAAAAUGUCUCACAGGUUUUAAUUGAGCUGCCCCAAGAUUUGAUCUGGUUUUGGCAAAAUAUAGGAAAUCAUUCUAAACAGGAAAGGGUGGUGCCAGAGACAUUAAAGGGCUGGGCCAGGUGAAGGCGCAAGAGUGACUUUCCGUACCAAAUCCAUCCUUUUGCCAGAUUAGUCUAACCUGCCACGCACAGCAGAGUGUGAGUGUUUGUGUGUGUGUAUGUUGAUUUUUUUUAAUGCAAAUUUAUGAGAACGAGGUGGUUUUUGUUUGUUUGUUUUUUGAUACUGGGGAUUCUGGACUUCAUAUGUGCUAGGAAGUACCCUGCCACUGCGUUAUCCUGGUAAGGAUGCAAUUGAAGACCAAUACCCUUAUUCCCACACUAUGCUGUCCAGGCAUGGGAAUCCUUAGCCUUCCACAAUCUUGGCUUCCAGAGAGACUCACGAGUGUGGGCCUCUGUGGCAAGUGUCCUGCCCUGCUGUAUCGUGAUAGUUGAUGGGUAAAGGAAAGAGGGGGUGGGGAGUUUCGUUUACAUGCUUUGAGAUCACCACAAACCUUCCUCACUGUGUUGAAAUGGGACAAAUGCAAUAGAACACAUUGGGUGGUGUGUGUCCGAUCCUGGUUUCUUGUUUCCCCCAAAUGCUGCCCCCGCCCCUAAUUAAUUGUAUUUGUCUGGCCUCUGUAGGACUUUACUGUCUCUGAGUUGGUGAUUGCUAGGUGGUCUAGUUGUGUAAUAUAAAUGUGUUGGUCUUCAUGUUCUUUUAAGGGGUUUUAUUGUUUACAAAACUUUUGUUGUAUUGAGGAGAAAAAAAUAGCCAAAGCAUCUUUGACAGAAAGUUCUGCACCAGACAACAUCUGAAACCUAAGUGUGGGGGUCCUCUUCUCAAAGUGAGCCUCUGGAACCAGGCUUUCCCUUCCGUGCUCCUCCCCUGUCUCCCAUUCUGGACCACAAUGUCCUUAAGGCAUCUCUACAACUCUUGAAUGACCCACGUGAAAGUUCUGAAGAAGCCACCAACCUCAUUCUCCCAUUGUUCCCUAACUUGAUGAAGAGUUUUUGGUUGGUGGUUUUGAGGCAGGGUCUCACUCAGUAGCCGGAGAUAGCCUCAGGUUACUGGCUAUCCUCCUGCCUCAGACUCUGUGCAGGGAUUGCAGGUGAGGCACUUCUCCUUAGCAAGACCAUCACCAUCUCAUGGUGUGAUUCGCCUUUGGACAGAUCAAACCAAUGUCAUCUGUCACCCUAGGUAGCGAGAAGCAAUUGUGGGGCCUUCCAUGUAGAAAGUGGAAUCUGGAGAGCAGAAAAGGGACUAUGAAUGAAUGUCCAGGUGAGGCUCUCAGGAACUCAAUGCCGGUGCAAGAAACUUAUGUCAAAGAGGCCACGAGAUUGUUACUAGGAGACGGACGAAUGUAACUCCAUGUUUACUGCUAGAAACCAAAGCUUUGUAAGAAAUCUUGAAUUUAUGGGGAGGGUGGGAAAGGGUGUACUUGUCUGUCCUUUCCCUGAUCUCUUUCCUGAACUGCAGGAAACUAAGCCCCGCCCCUAGGCUUGGGUGACCCCGCCCCUGGGGUGUUUUAUUUCAUGGCUGAUUUUUGCUGUACCCGCGUCCUUGUAUCCCUAUCUCCUAUCGUAUAAUCAUUUUGUAACCUUUACCUUCUUCCCUUUUCUUCCCUGGGAAAAAUAAAAACUUAUUGGUACUCAAAA
This is a messenger RNA of Apodemus sylvaticus (European woodmouse), 3269 nucleotides long. It is a transcript of the gene Lin28a, whose product is annotated as lin-28 homolog A. The coding region runs from base 1 to 630 and encodes 209 amino acids. The record is from RefSeq and is a predicted model, not a curated record. The transcript has 4 exons. Lineage: Eukaryota; Metazoa; Chordata; Mammalia; Rodentia; Muridae. Gene Ontology annotation, molecular function: zinc ion binding; nucleic acid binding.